GUUCUCUUUUUUUAAGAUUGAAUUGCAUUCUAUUCUGGCAUCUUGCUUGGACUCUCGCUCUUGCUCCCUUGCAUGCAUGGAAUUGGCACCUUUAUCAUCAUCUUUCUAAUCAAUCGGCUGCUACAACAGAGAAACUGCCAACGUUUGGUAUUUGCAAGAAGCUACCGGUAGCUAGCUAGCUAGAGGACCAUGAGAAGCAUGAAGUUCAGUCGAAUGGCAGGUGCCCUGCUGCAGAGAACCAGUCGCAAUAAUGGUACUGGUAGCCGCACUAGUACUUCCAGUGGGUCAAAAUUGUUCCUGUCUACUGCCUCCACUCAGUCCGACCGAGCAACUAACUUCUGGGUAGCAGCGGUGGGAAGUUGUGUGGCAUAUCACCUAUAUGACAAGCAAAGCAGAACUAGUACCUUGAUGGAAAAGAGACAAGACGACAAUGAUAAUCCAGAGACUCGACCCUGGUACCGACGCUACCCCACUUUGACUUUGGAACGAAUGCGAGGCAGUGUCAGCAGCAGCACUUCCAGCAACAGUUCCACAACAACAACAACAAACAACGCCGCACCUCUUGACAAUCGGACUCAGUUUUAUGGACAAUGCCUCCAACGUCAGCUCUACCAACCGCCCGCCCCGUAUCCAGCCUGGGUCUAUGAUUGGGAUGGCAAAAUGAAUGACAGUUGUACCAAGGAAGCCCUGUCGACCGCCCAAGGAUUGCAAAAAUCCAGUUGCACCGGGACCACACGACACAUACUACUGGUGCGACAUGGACAAUACGAAGAAGCACCCUUUGACGAUCGCAAACGAUGUCUCACGGCAUUGGGGCGAAAACAGGCACAACUCACGGGAAAACGCUUGGCUACGUUGGUACAACAAAUUGCGCAGAGUAAAAAAAUCAAGGCUCAUGUCCAUGCCAUUUAUACCAGUGACAUGCUACGGGCCAAACAAACUGCAUGGAUCAUGGCACAAGCCAUGCCCGAUAAUAUACCCAUUCGGGAUCCCGAUCCCGAUCUGAAUGAAGGAUUACCGGCACCCAUGAUUCCACCGCGACCCGAUUUGCCCGGGGUCGAGGAAGAAGUCGAUGCUCAACAAGAACGUAUGGAACGGGUCUUUCGCAAAUACUUUUAUCGGGCAGAUCCCUCGCCACAAUUCUUGCAAGCAUGGAAGGAUAAUGCAGCAGCGGCACGCAAUCAAAAUCAUACACAAGAUUACAAUAUCAGUCCCUCUGGUACCGUCGUACCCAUUGAAAAAGCACCCAAACAACAACAACCACCCAAACCAAUGUCGCGAUUGCCACCACCGGAUCACGAAUUUGAUAUUAUUGUGUGCCAUGGCAAUGUCAUUCGAUACUUUUUGUGCCGGGCAUUGCAAUUGCCACCCGAAGCGUGGCUGCGGUUCUCCGUGUUCAAUUGCUCCGUAUCGUACAUUAUGAUCAAACCCAAUGGCUAUGUGAGUUGUCGCAUGAUUGGAGAUAUCGGGCAUUUGGGAUAUAAAGAGACCACCUUCUCCGGGGCUCAUGGUUUGUUGUGGUCGUAACGAAACGGAACACAAGAGACGUGAGAAGAAGAGAGAAGAGUUGCAAAACAGAAAGAAGAAAAAUGAACAGAAAAAGAUGAGGAAACGGCAGCUUUCUAAUGACUAUGCAUUUAGAGGAUUAAAACCCAUUUUGUACACCAAUGUUAUAGUCCUAUCCACGUGGAUAGUCUGUUGAAGGCCCC
Seminavis robusta is the source of this 1709-nucleotide messenger RNA. The record is from the annotation of a GenBank genome assembly. Lineage: Eukaryota; Bacillariophyta; Bacillariophyceae; Naviculales; Naviculaceae.